Messenger RNA from Ylistrum balloti, 6823 nucleotides. Its product is annotated as tax1-binding protein 1 homolog B-like. The record is from RefSeq and is a predicted model, not a curated record. Lineage: Eukaryota; Metazoa; Mollusca; Bivalvia; Pectinida; Pectinidae. The transcript is spliced from 17 exons. Bases 93 to 2816 code for a protein of 907 amino acids.
UAGUUGGGUUAUCAAAAGUACACGAAGCAUAAACUUGCCAGUUUUGGUAUUUCCGUGGAGAUACCGAAAGUGUCGUUGUUAUCUCUAGAAGUAUGGAAUCUGAAGUAAAGAAUUUCAAUGAUCAAAUGGACAGUAAAGGAGAGGAAAUGAAACAAUCUCACACCGAGUUUGCGAUGGUUGUCUUUCACAACAUUCCAGAAACCUAUCCAGCAGAUGCUCACAUACAGUGUGCAUACACCAUCAGCUCAGAUCUGGUACCUUCAAGUUAUGACUGGGUUGGUCUGUACAAAGUUGGCUGGAUGAGUACCAAAGACUAUCACUACUAUGAGUGGGCAGUUUUACCAAAGGAAUAUGAGAUUGGCAGAGAAGCUGACAGCGCAGUACUAUUUCCAGCCCAUAAAAUGCCUGAAGAUGACGGAGAAUUUUACCAGUUUUGUUAUGUGACCAGCUCUGGCCAGAUCAGGGGAGCAAGUACACCGUUCCAGUUUAAAAAACCAUGUGCAGAUGACUACAUAGAGGUGGAAGAUAACGACAUGCUGAUUAUCAGGUCCAAAACUGUUGUCCUGGAGGAACGACUCAAACUGAUGGAAGAGGAAAAGUCUCGACUUGAACAGCAACAAGAAGAAAUGACAAAAGAAAGUGAUGGACUGGUUCAGAAGUUAUCAAACCUAGAUGGUCAGCUGUUGGAGGCGCAGAAGCAAUGUCUUGAUCUGGAGGAGAAAGUGCAGGUUGGGGAGACCUACAUCAGUCAACUCAACCAGGAAGCCCAUGACAUGAACAUUGUUCGUGAGGAGCUACAAACUCGUCUUGACACUCGGGCACAUGAAGUUAAAGAAAAAGAGGGACUUAUAUGUAGACUUAACGAGGAGAUUACGGAACUCAAGACUGAGAUACGAAAACUUCAGAAUGAAAAAGACAAGUACGAGGGUGAAAUGAGAGUGCUGACAGGGCAAAUGGAACUGUACAAGAAUCACUUUGCCAAGUCAGAGAUGUCGGUCAAAGAACAUAAUGAAAAGCUUGAGAACUUGACUAAAGAGAUUACUGAGAAAGAAACUGUCAUCGCCAUGUUGAGGAGUCAGGUUGAUGCACUGCAUAGGGUAGUACAGGACAAAGCUAGGGAUGUCGAGAAACAAAUCACAACUUCAAAAGAGGAUGAGCAUCAUAUAGACUGCCUGACUGAACGUCUGAAAAAUACAGAAGAUAAACUGGAGGCAGCAGAGAACACAAAGAAACUCAUGGCAGAGGAGAUUCGGUCAUAUGAAGAGGCAAAGGAGAAGAUGUCAUCUGACCUAGAAAAAUCAGAGAGUACUUGCUACGUUCUGAAGCAGGAACAAGACAGAUUGAUUUGGGAGUCAAAUCGUGUAGCCAGUGAUGUGGAAGCCCUCAACUGUGAGCUGGAGUCAGUGAAAAAGGAAAAGGCCAAAAUAGAAAUGGAAAAUGCAGCUUUGAAAGAUCAGCUUGGAAAAAGUAAUGAUACAACAGAGAGCUCUCUCAGCUCCCUGCACUGUUUACAAAUGGCUCAAAAAACUUUAAAGGAGAGAUACUCCAGGAUAGAGCAAAGUCAUGAGCAGCUACACUCACAAAUAGCUAAAAAAGCUAAAGAGUACAAGCUCAAUAUCAAGGAACUUGUACGUGAAAAUGAAGAUCUAAAAGAGAGGCUGAAUAUGAGUUCAACUGAGUACAAGACUUUGUACAUCGAAAACAAGAAACUUCAGAAGAAAAUGGGGAAAAUAACCGAUAAAAAAAAGACCAGAAAGUUGGAUAGAAGCAUAUCAGAAAAUUCUGUUUCCAAGCAAACCCUUGUGGUGGAAACCCUGGUAACGUCAGCCUCGUUGGAUGAAUCCAGACACGACACAGAGCACCAGCCUCCCAGUCAACUGGAAAUGGAGCUUGAGACCAUGGGGGAUGAGCUGAAGAAGCGUCAGGAGAAGAAAUUGAAGUAUAAGAAACUGUACAUGGAGGAGAAGGGCAAAACUGAAAGUCUGCGUAAACAUUUCCAUGAGGAAAUGCAAAAGAAGGAGGAAGAUACUAAUCGCCUUCGCAUAUGUAUUGAAGAGGCUACAGCAGCAAAUGAAAUUCGUGUGCGAUCUCUGGAAAAAUUUGUGUCAGAAAAAGACAAGAAAAUUGCUGAGUUGGAAGGAAAACUGCGAGAAACCAGCAUUCAUUAUGAUGGACCUGUCUGUUCCUCUGAAGGAGAUGCACUCAAAGCAUGUCCCAUGCCUACCCAAGGAUCUCUGUCAAGACUACCACCUAGCAUGAUGUACCCUACAGGGACCAUGCCAAUGUAUGUCCCUCUGGUGUACCCUCACCCAAAUCGUCAAUAUGUCCCUGGGGUUGCUCCACCUCAGCUUUCUUGCAAGGAGCAUAGACCUUUACAACGUCUAAGAUAUCCACAGCCAACCAUCAGUCCCCUGCAGCCCAAAGAUGUUGAAAAUCAGUCUGACCCACCGAAACAUCUGCCAGCACCCUUGGUCCCUGAGCGCCUUCACACAGCCAAGGUGGCAGCUGUCCUGCCUACCCAUAGUGAGCUGAUGGCUGAUAUUGAAACAGACACUGUCAUUCCUUCAGCACCACCUACAUGUGGUCAACUGGAAGACAAAUUUGAGGAUGCCAUUGGAGAAGGCAUGAAGAUUUGCCCCGUCUGCAGUGAAUCAUUCUCAGCAGAUAUUGAUGCACAGAAUUUUGACGUUCAUGUUUUGGGACAUGUUGGCAAAAUCUGUCCAAUCUGCCAGAAGCUGGUGGAGAAUGCUAGUGACAGUGAUUUUCAGUACCAUGUCAACAAGCAUCUGGAGGAGCAAGAUCAGGAGACAAAUUAAUCACGGAUCUACAUUGAUGUCAUCAGUUAUCAAACAGUAAAAAGGAAAUGAACCUUUAUUUUACAUUGUUUACAGUGUACAGAUUUGCUUAAUUUUCAAAAACAUUUUUCAUAGUGAAAUUAAUUUGUCUGUUGAAUAUUUCUGUAUCUUUACAAGAAUAUACAAUUAUCUGGGGUUCUCUGCCAAAGUUCUAUAUCAACGAUAUGUUAUAUUACCAUAUGAUUGGACUCGUUAUUUUGUUUACAUUUUUCGUUGGGACGUAUAUGCUGGAGUAAUGAGACAUAUAUGCUUUAGUGUUGGGACAUAUAUGCUGCUUAUAAUCAUAAGGUGUGGCACACCAUCCCAAUCUCUUUGACCUUUUACUGUGAAAAAAGCUAUUUAAGUUCUGAUGAGUCAGUUUAUCUAACUGAUGUUUCAUUGGAUAAGUUGUACAUAAUUGUACAUAACUCAAUGCAUGGUUCAAUGCACAAUACACAAAGUAGUUUGUGCUCUUCAGGAAGCUGAGAAAUAGAUAGGUUUCUGCUGACAUGGUUGUAUCCUUGAGCAAGACACUUUACUUUGGAUGGCAUGUGACAGGCCUCCUUCAGCUACUUUAAGAAGACCCUGCCUCAAAAUGUCACUUGCUGUUCAAAGGGCAAUAAACCAAGCAAAUAAACAAGUAAGAAAUAAACAGUUUGUAACAUACCACAUGAACCCAAGGACAUAUUUUGUUCUUAUUCACAUUAUUGCAUCAAGGUCUACCAAGGCUUAGAUUUUGUGAUCAUCUGUCAAGGUUAAAGGUCAAAGGUCACCCAUGACCUCUUAUGAAAUAAAAAAGCAUGUGUACAAAAUAUUUUAUUGACCCAUCACCAUCAGUAGAUUAAACCUCUUUAGAUUGAGAUCAGAAGAAAAAGGAUUUUGGGCGGGGGGAUGUUAUAUCUUUUCUAUGUGAGCCCAUAUUCCCUUUGUUUAUGUUGGAUAAAUCAACUGUAUAUAAGUCUUUGCUUAAGUCAGUUUUGUGAUAUCGCCUCACCAGAUCAAGGAAUAUUUAGUUUGAGGCUUGUAUAUAGAUUGUGAUUUUGGUGGUUUUUAUCAUUGUGGGAGUGAACAGAUAACAGGUAAUUCCUCCCUUUUCUGUGUAUUGUUAUGAACUGUUAUUGUUUGUUUUUUCUCACUUGAUCCAAAGGACCAGUGAGAUUAUGUUAUGGUGUGGUGUCUGUCGUCCAUUUGCCUGAGGAGCAGGGCCCAAAUGGGAAUAUUUGGUAAAUUUUUGAAAAUUCUUUUUCUUUCUUAGAAAUACAGGAUUCGGUCAAAAUUUGGCAUUUUCGGGUAAGGGGAAUUUUUUUUUUAUGAAUACUGGAUCUGAGCCCCAUGGCCUAGGGCAGGAGAGAUAGAUCCAAUAAGGGAAAUAGAGAAAAUUCUUUAAAAUCAUGUUCCUGUAGAUUUUCAGCAUUUUCGGAAGAAGGGAAAUCAGUUUUAGGUAAACGAUGGGUCUAGGACACUUGGGGCAGGAGAGGUUUGGCCCAAUAGGGGAUAUUCUUUAAAAUCCUCCAUCUUUGUAAGAGUGGUUGUAUUUUGCCCAGAUUUGAUCUGAAGCAUCCUUGGCAAAAUGAAAAUCAAUUAUUUAUAAAAUUUGGUUUUGACCACCUUCGGGCAGGAGGGGUGUGGUCCAUUAGGGGAAGUAGGGCAAAUUCUUUAAAUCAUUCUUCUUCUUUUGGAAUGCUUGAUUCUGUACCAAUUUGUUCAGAGACAUGCUUUUGUGAAUGGGAUCAAUUUUGUAUUUACAUUGGGUUUGCACCCACUUGGGAUGGGUGGGGCAGGGCUUAAUGGGGAUAUAGAGAAAAUUCUUUGAAAUCCCACUUCUGUUGGAAUGUCCAAUGUUGUUUAGAUUUGAUCUGAAGCAUCCUUGGUGAAGAGAACUUCUGUAUAAACAUGGCAUCUAAAUCUCUUGGGGCAGAGAUGAGGGGUCUGAUAGGGAAAAGAGAUACAGGAUAGGUAAUUAAAAUAUUUUUCCUUUAGUUUAAAUGAAUCAAUUUCAACAAAGUAAACCAGGUGAGCAAUACAGGCCCUAGGGGCCUCCUGGUUUUUUUUUAAGAUAUAGUUAUCAGACUUGUCAGCAUGAAAACAUGUCUCUUAUUUAACCUUAUAUGACUCAUGCAUUUAGUUUAACAGUUUAGUACAGUUGAUCAUGAACCAAUGGUUCACAUAUUUAUUUCAUAUAUUAUAAUUUUAAAUUGCUGAAUAUUGCAAACAAAUAUUCUAUUGCAUGCUAGCUCUGUAAGUUAUGUAUGCAAUACAAAUGUAUAUACAUACUCUCCUGUUUACUGCAAAAGCUGGCAUUGCUCCAAAUUUAAUUACUUUGAGCUAACACUAGUCUGGACAGCUGUGAAAUUAAACAACUAUAUAUAGAUUAAUUCAGGGUUUUUAUUUUUUAAUGAGAUUGAAUAAGAAAUAUCUACAGUAGAUAGAACAGGAAUUUUGAAGUUAUGUAAGUCGCUACAAUGAUGGCAUCAUAAGGGACAUAUUUACUGUAUUCUUGUUCAUUUAUUUCCAUGUAAAUAUACGAAUACAUGAUUAACAGAAAAGAAAUACUGUAUUGAUUGGAAUGGAGGACCAAUUCAUCUUGUCUUUUGGAGACCUUAGAUCCCCCUGAACUGGGCAAUUGGUAUGUUGGAUUUUAAUUACCUGGUACCAUGCUUGCUCUAAAUUAAACACUUUCAAAGUCAGUUUUCAAAUUGCUUCUAAGAAGCUACUCACUAUUUAGUCUGUGUUUACUUAAAGGGUAAUUACAUGGAAAUUUGUUCAAUGUGUGUUGCUCCACCAUCAAAUUUGGAGCUACGUCCCUUUAGACAUCCAGCUGUAUGUAGUCAUUGCUUUUGUCCUUUUUUGUGUGUAUUUUCUCUCUUUUUUUUUAAAGGGGGAGAGGGGAGGGCUAUUAUUAAUUCAACUGGUCCAAAGGACUGAUGAGCUCAUGCCAUGGUGCUCCGAUCAUAGUCUGUCGUCUGUGUGUAAACAUUUUUAGUUCACAUGAUCUGAAGGACUUGCGUCAUAACACAGGCAUCUGUCUUCUAUUCAUCUGUCAACUUUUCUACAAAUCUCUGCUGGUCAUUAGGGACUGAGUGAAUUUUGAUCAAAUUCAGUCUUAAGCAUCAUUGUGGGAAGCAGAAUGAUUCUUUAAUAAAUAGAUAGGUCUAUGCUUGGGUGAAGGGGAACCAAACCAGGUGAGCGAUAUGAGCCCAUAAGGCCUCUUGUUAUAUUUUUAUUCAGCGACACAGACCCUAUAGGCUUCUUGUUCUUGUUAAUGUACCUGGACACAAUCACAUAGAUCGUUUGGUUACUGUAAGUGAACACUGUCACAUAGAUGGUUUGAUACUAUUAUUGGACACUGUUAAGUAAACACAGACAGUUUGAUACCAUGAGUGGACGCUGUCACAUCAAUGAUUUGUUACCGUUAUUGGACACUGUUAAGUGGACAGUCCAGACACUUUGAUACCAUGUGUGGACACUGUCACACAGUUGCUUGUCGCCGUAAGUGGACACUGUCACACAGAUGCUUGUCAUUGUAAGUGGAAACUGUCACACAGAAUGUUUGUUACAGUAAGUGAACACAGUCACACAGAUGCUUGUCGCCGUAAGUGGAAACUGUCACACAGAAUGUUUGUUACAAUAAGUGGACACUGUCGCACAGAAUGUUUGUUACAGUAAGUGGACACGGUCACACAGAUGCUUGUCGCCGUAAUGGAAACUGUCACAGAAUGUUUGUUACAGUAAGUGGACACUGUCGCACAGAAUGUUUGUUACAGUAAUUGAACACUGUCACACAGAUGCUUGCCGCCAUAAGUGGAAACUGUCACAGAAUGUUUGUUACAGUAAGUGGACACAGUCACACAGAUGCUUGUCGCCGUAAGUGGAAACUGUCACACAGAGUGUUUGUUACAAUAAGUGGACACUGUCGCACAGAAUGUUUGUUACAGUAAGUGGACACAGUCACACAGAUGCUUGUCGCCGUAAGUGGAAACUGUCACACA